Messenger RNA from Anolis carolinensis (green anole), 7525 nucleotides. It is a transcript of the gene map3k3, whose product is annotated as mitogen-activated protein kinase kinase kinase 3. The transcript has 17 exons. Bases 259 to 2226 code for a protein of 655 amino acids. NCBI's taxonomy places the organism in Eukaryota, Metazoa, Chordata, Lepidosauria, Squamata, Anolidae. The record is from RefSeq and is a predicted model, not a curated record. Gene Ontology annotation, biological process: protein phosphorylation. Gene Ontology annotation, molecular function: protein binding; ATP binding; protein kinase activity.
AGAGAGGCUCGUCUAGCAAAUCUCAGCGCAGAAGGAAGGAAGAAGUAGAAGAGACUGACGGGAGGCGGGGAUGGGAGGAGGAGCUGCCGCCUCUCGCCCGGGGCCUCAGGAAGGAGCUGCGUGAAGCGGGCACCUGAGGCCAGAGCCUUGGAAUGAGGCGGCGGCGACGGAGGCGCCGACGGAGGUGGUCGUUGUGAGGGAAGGAAAGAGGAAAGGAAAGGGGCCGGCGAAGGGGAGCCUCCUCACUCCGGCGCCGAGAUGGAUGAACAGGAGGCCCUGAAUUCUAUCAUGAAGGAUUUGGUUGCACUCCAGAUGAGCCGACGUCCCAGAUUAUCUGGUUUUGAUAGCAUGAAGCACAAAGACUGCCAUUCCAACAGACAGAAAAAACAUAGUACAAACAACCCAGGUGUCCUGAACAACCCUACAAUAACAAAUCAAUGCACUCGUACAGGAGAGGACAAAAGAGCUCAGAAUGAUGUGAGGAUAAAGUUUGAAUAUAAUGGGGAAAGGAGGAUUAUUCCUUUCACCCGGCCUGUCCGCUAUGAAGAUGUGCAGCAGAAAGUGAAAACAGCUUUUGGUCAAGUGCUAGAUCUCCAUUAUAUGAAUAAUGAGUUAUCUAUUCCCUUGAAAAGUCAAGAUGAUCUCGACAAGGCAGUAGAUCUUUUAGACCGAAGUUCAAAUGUGAAAAGCCUUAGAAUAUUACUGCUUUCUCAGGACAGAAACCAUACCAGUCCAUCAUCGCAUUCUGGAAUGCCAAAGCAAGUCAGAAUCAAAACUUCCCAAUCCGUGGGCGAUGUAAGCACUACUUACCAGCCGCCUGAAACCAGAAGCAGGCAUCUCUCGAUCAGUUCUCAAAACACGGGUCGAAGUUCACCCCCUCCAGGGUAUGUUCCAGAGAGGCAGCAGCGAAUUGCUCGUCAGGGCUCCUAUACCAGCAUUAAUAGCGAAGGAGAAUUCAUCCCAGAAACCAGUGAACAAUGUAUGCUGGAUCCUUUAAGCAGUGCUGAAAACUCUAUCUCUGGGAGCUGCCAGUCCUUGAGCCAAUCAGGAGACAGCCUUUCUUUUCUGAAAUCCUGCAUAUCCAGGGCUCAGAGUUUCCCGGACAACAGGCAAGACUUUACAGAUCGUGAGAAUCAAAUCUAUGACAGAGCAGAGAAAGGUGGAACAUACCCUCGACGUUACCAUGUCUCCAUGCAGCAUAAAGAUUACAAUGACGGCCGAAGGACAUUUCCCCGCAUUCGACGGCACCAGGGCAACCUCUUCACACUGGUGCCCUCCAGUCGCUCUUUGAGCACCAAUGGGGAGAAUCUGGGCCUGGCAGUGCAGUACCUCGACCCUCGUGGGCGCUUGCGAAGUGCUGACAGUGAGAAUACUCUCACUGUACAGGAGAGGAACAUCCCAACCAAAUCUCCAAGUGCUCCAGUGAACUGGAGAAGGGGAAAACUCCUAGGACAAGGUGCCUUUGGUCGUGUGUAUUUAUGCUACGAUGUGGAUACAGGGAGAGAACUUGCUGCCAAGCAAGUCCAGUUUGACCCAGACAGCCCUGAAACCAGCAAGGAAGUGAGUGCAUUGGAAUGUGAGAUUCAGUUGCUGAAGAACCUCCAACAUGAGCGCAUUGUUCAGUAUUACGGAUGCUUGAGGGACCGAGCAGAGAAGACUCUGAGCAUCUUCAUGGAGUAUAUGCCAGGGGGUUCUGUCAAAGACCAGCUGAAGGCUUAUGGUGCUCUAACGGAAAAUGUGACCCGGAAGUACACUCGGCAGAUUCUGGAAGGAGUCUGUUACCUUCACAGCAACAUGAUUGUACAUAGGGAUAUCAAGGGAGCAAAUAUUCUCCGAGAUUCUGCUGGUAAUGUGAAGCUUGGUGAUUUUGGGGCCAGCAAACGACUACAGACGAUUUGCAUGUCUGGGACUGGCAUCCGUUCUGUCACAGGGACACCCUAUUGGAUGAGUCCAGAAGUGAUCAGUGGGGAGGGCUAUGGACGAAAGGCUGAUGUCUGGAGCCUGGCAUGUACUGUGGUGGAGAUGUUAACAGAGAAACCACCUUGGGCGGAAUAUGAAGCCAUGGCAGCCAUUUUCAAAAUUGCCACGCAACCAACAAAUCCCCAGCUGCCUUCUCACAUAUCCGAAACUUGUCGAGAUUUUCUAAGGCGGAUCUUUGUGGAAGCCAAGCAGAGACCUUCAGCCGAAGAGCUGCUCCAGCAUCCCUUUGCACAACUGCCAUAUUGAAUUCUCCCCUUCCCACUGCAAACAGCACUUCUCCCUGCGGUUUGACACUCAACUUUCUGAAGAGGUUGUCCAGCAGCCAUAGCAAAGUGUCAGCCCCAAAUGCUGGUCCAGCUUUGCUAUUUGCCUAGAAAGGCAUGGUGUGAGAAGAAAGCAAGGUUGUCAGUUUUUUUAGGUUGACAUCUUCGUUUUAAGAUGGAUGUUUUCAGCAGCUAUACAUUUACAUCUCUGACCUUGUUGGGGUGCUGACAUGAUGCCAUGGUGUGCCUCCAUGAAUAUAUGAGUUGGAAGCCAGCUGGGAGCCAUCUAAUUUGAAUGUAGCUCUGUGCCAGAUGCUUGGCCAAAGUGGAAAAGGAGUACUUACAAUUUGUGAUGACUGCUAAGACUCACAAAAGCAUGUGUUGGGAUCAUGCUUUCAUUCUCCGUUUCACAAUUCCCCAGGACCUUAUCAAGUCAAGUGCCACAAAGAACAUGCACUCCAUUAUUAUUAUAUAUAAUAAUUAUUAUAUAUUUUUCUUAAGUAUUCAGCAUCUGAAAGUGUUCAGAAAAUAUUGAUUUGGGUAAACAUGUGAAUAGUAUUGUUUUAUAAUGACAACUCGAAGAGCCGGAGGCAAGGUCUUUUGAUCCUUCUUUCUAUUUCUUUACCUUUCUCCCUCUCUUAUCCAAAUAUCUGGAUGAUGAAAUAGGGGGUUCCCAUGGAACGCAAGCACAAUGGGGCCAAAGGAGUGUAGGCUCCCUGUACAAAAUGAGGGAAUCAAGCUUUUUAUUAUUAUUAUUACUAUUAUUAUUAUUAUUUAGGACUGGCCUGUUUGAGGGUGCAAUUCAGGACUGUGCAUUCUGUGUCUAUGCAAUAACUGUGUGCUAACACAGAAUUUAGUUAUCUGGCACACAAAAAUCAGCAUCCUGGGACUCAACACUUUUAACUUCUUUAUUUAUUUUUUUAAAAAAAUAAAAGCAAGUUUCUAGUCUUUAUGGCAGCAGAGAAACUAUAAAUGUUGAAACUAUGGAAGGUGCCUUGUGACUUCCUAGAAGCCAUGGGGUACUGAGCAGGUGUUGGUUGGGGCAGAUGUUCAGUGCCCCUUCCAUUAAUAGCAAAAGCCAAAUGAUCAAAACCAAGAAUAUAUAUGAAAUUACACAUGAUUUGUAUAAUUUAUUCAGAUCAUAGAACAUCAUUUUAUAGGUUAUUUUAGCACAUGCAUUCAAAUGAUGGAAUUGUGAAAAAUGUUUGGCAUGCAUCAUGGAUAGCUGUCUUUCACAGUUGAUAAAAAACCAUUGGAGAGCUAUCACUGCAGCCUUGAUAUUUUAUUGACUUGAAUCUCUAAAGACAUUGGAAUCUUCUAUACCUCCAUUAGAUGGCUUCUUCCACCUUUCAGCAGAAUGCCACUGGUGCCAUACUUAGAUUUGCCAAGCCUUCUAAACAAAUAUCAGUGCUACCAAGAUUUAUUUCAGGGAAAGGUGAAUUACUGUUAUUGAGCCUAAACAGAGAACCUUUCUAUUUCAUAAUGAAUAGGCAUCUAUCAGAAUUCUCUGUUUUCCUCAUCUCCAGUUAAUAAUUUUUGGUUUUCAGCCUAGUCUUGGAUGUACUUCCAAUGCUGAAUUAGGUCUUCAUUAUGAAUCCUGGCAUUGUUUUGGGGCUCUCCUGUGAGGCUCCUAUGAGACCCUUUCCAACUUUGAGCUGCUAAUACAAAUAUUCUUGUUUGUGCUAUAGAAGUUUGGAUUUCGAAUAUAUAGUAGGUUCAUGCAGGGCCUCUGUAAGAGCUAUAAUCUUUGGGAAACUCCAGUUCUACAUAAAUUUUUGAGAUUUCAUUUUCAAAAAUAGAUGAAAAUGUAACCAGUUUGUUAUGCUGAAAAGAAUAUUGUGUUGCUUAUUAAGUUUUUCCAUAUGCCCUUGAUACAUUUUGGACACCUAUGUUGCAACCAAAAUACCCUUGAUUUGAUAUUUUUGACAAGAUAAAUCAAGGUGUUCGUAUUUGUGCAAAGUUACAUUUACUCCCACAAACAAGCAAACUAAACACCUAUUAGCAACAAAGCUGGGCAGUGGAGAGACAGCAAUGUAUUGUGGUUUGAGUGUCAGGCUGGGAUCCUAGAGGCCAGGGUUUGAAUCCCCACUUGGCCAUGGCAAAUCUGUAGGUAACAUUGGGCAAUUUGCAUUCUCAGCCUCAAAAAAAGGCAAAGGCAAACCACCUCUGAACAAAUCUUGCCAAGAAAAGCCCAUGAUAAAUUCAGAUUGAUAGUACACAACAAUAUACUUGUAUUUCAUUGCAUAAUAAUUGUCACCGUGUAAUAUUCGCAUCCCUUUUGGGGAGUCAUAAAAUUGGUAUUUUGCUUUCCUCACAUACUAGUCGCAUUGUUGGUUCAGUAAGGGUGCUUCACUUGGCUGCUUGCUUGCCUGCCCCUCCCCUUUCAGUCACAUUCAGCUGCAGUGUUUUUUGACUCAGUUGCGUGAAGCACUGCUUAAAAGGAAAAUUGACAAAAGAGUGAAUUAAGCACAGAUUUUUUUUCAUUGCAUAAUGUCAAAAAGGGGAUAAAAGUGUGGUUAUUAUGUGAUGAAAUACAGUAGGAACUGCUUUCUACCAGCAGAGGUACCUUUAAACAGAAUGCAGUUGAAGUGGAUAAAAUUACAGCAAAGGUGAAAUGGUUCGCAGUCUUGUAGCAUUGGCAAGGUGUGAAGCCACUAUCCAGGAAUAGUUGACCUUUCCAGGACAUUGCAUUUGUGUAGCACAAGGAUCAAGGUAGAAUGAUUUGUCCUUAACUAGGCUGAGAUCCAAAAAAAAAAAAAAACAUUGUUUUUAUUUUCUAACAUGCCAGUAUCCUUUGUAAAUCUUGAAGAUAGCUUGAGGAGUUUGAAGGUAUCUAUGUCCUGAAAUGCAUCUGCUCCCUUGUAGUAUAUGCUGUUAUUAAACAAAUACCCAACAUCAGACUUCCUCCCUGUCUCCAAGAAUGUGAUUAUGUUGGCUUGGCUGCCCAUUUGUAUGAUAUACUUCAGUACCUGGACCCAGGCUGCUGAUUCAGCAUGAGAAAUUAGCCAAAGCAUUACAUGUAUGGAUGCACUUUUACAAAUGUAUUUAUAUCACUCUUUGUUAAGCUUUUUACAUCAUGUCAGCAAAUUGUGAUGCCUCAUACUUUUUUAUUUAUAUCAUAAUUUGUUGAUUUUAUAGAUAUGUACAGCAACUGUUAAUGGGAUGGGGAGGGAGGAAAUUAAAACAUUUAUGAAUUUGAAAAAGGGAAGAGAAGCAGCUGGUUUUGCAAAGAAUAUUAUAGUUUUAUAAUAAGAUGUGCCAAGCCAAAAUGCCUCUUUGUUUUCUCACAGGUCUGUUGGGGAAGGAGAGGAGAAAAUCUCACAUUUGUUUACAUGAAUAGGAAAUAAAUUGUGAUAUAGAACACCAGGACAUUUAUCCCACUUUCUGUGUCUAGGAUACAUUUGUAAGAUGCAGAAAUAUUUACUGCAGAUCAUUUUUAAAACAUUGGUAGCCAACAGUCUCAAAUGGAGUCACUGUCCAUCCUUUCUUGGAUCACUGUAUGGUCACAGAAUUUCAGCCUACAUUUUUAACAGACUUGGGUUCAUGCUUAUCAGAUCCAUAUGAAUUCUGGAAUGCAAGAAUUCUGGAAGAGAAAGCCAUUUGCUUUGUUGCAUGUAAUCGAUAAAGAUCCAUGCAUUGUUGCUACUCAGAGCAAUAUGGAGAAAGAAUAGUUUCCCCUAAAAAAUAAACAUAGGUCUCUUUUAUGUAUUUGGGCUGGUUUCUUGCAUGCAAAUUCUUUCUCCAUUAGUCUCAUUGACUGCUAGAUAUAGAUAAUGCCUCUGCAAAGGAGACAUUUGAGGAGGAGGAGGCACCCUCAAGGCCAGGAAUGGCAUCUGGAGUGUCAAGCUUGACCGCAAGGGACACCAGGGCUCUAUUAGCUACAACGGGCUCAUGCUGUCGAUGGUCUGCCUCCUCCGAUGUCAUGGUGCCUCCUUUUGGUCUCCUCUUCAGUGAUGGAAUUCUGAUCCUGCUCCAUCUCCACUUUCCUCUUCUUUGCCUUCUCCUUUCCCUAGAGAGCAUUGACCACAGUCUCGCUCACAUAGGGGUCCGGAGGGGUGCUGUCAGUGGGCCAUUUAUCCAAAGGGGAGGAUGGAGAGUGCAGGUUAUCCUGAUCUUCAUGGAGCUCUGGAUCAGGCUGGAAUCAUAGCCAUAGGUCACACACACUCUCUGCACCCUACCAUAUUCACCCAGACCUCUCCAUGUAGCUGGUUAGAGAACUCACAUAUUGAGAUGGUCUUAAUGAGACAUGUCUCCUUUGCAAAGGUGGCUGUCCUUUGGAUAUAUAGGGGAGUGACAAAAUUAACUGGUAAAAGGUAGCAUUCUCACCCCCAUUUUCCUCAAGGAUAGAGCUGAUAUGGAGGGUGAACAACCAAAAAGGGCUGGAGUGUGAUUCUGUUUUAACUCAGAAGUCACUCUUUGAGUUCAAUGAAAUUGUAUUUUCAGUUUGUAUUAAAAACAAUUUCCCUUUUGGUUGCAUAUAUUUUGCCCAACUGUUUCCAGUCAGAAUGCCAUUUUCUUUCCCGUCUAGCAAAUUUGAUUCUUUGGCUGUUUGUGGUAGCAUCCUGAGUCUUACAUUUUUGCUUUCAGUUAAUAUUUCUGAUCUUUAUGAGUAUAGGUGAAAGGGAAGAGAUUUCUUAAUGAUAAUUUGCAGAUGAAAUCGUAACAAUUUGUGAGGAAACAAAGAUGUUUGGGCUUGGCACGACGAUUCUGUAUACUCCAGGUUCACCUAGCAGUAUUCUACUGAACUGCAGUAUUAUAUCCUUAUUGCAGGAAGGAAUGCCAUAUCUAAAUGACCUUUCUGCAUUGAAGAAGUUUUCUCAAACAAAAUUUUCUCCUCUCUUCAGUGUCCCCUAGUGUGUUGUGAAGGAUUGGCUGCCAUCACCCUCAGUCAAAAUAGCCAGAAAUGUAGAGCAUUGGAAAUGUAGUUCAGCAGUCUCUGGUAGACCACAUGUUCUUCAUCUCUAGUCUACAAAGUCAUUGAGAGUAUGAAUUAAAACCCACAGAAUCCUUACAUUUUAAAUGGCCUUUAGUAAAGGUUUUUUUUUUAAGAUUCGCUUUAAAGAAAAAAUCCAUAUAACAUUUUCAAAAGUAUGCCAUGAGAACUUGAUUUGUAAGGGGAAGAUUUGGGCAAUUUGCAAUCAUGAAUAACCUGAAGUGUACAGAAGACCUUGAACCACUUGUGUCUUUCUAAUUUUUAUAAGUACUUAUACUGACCAGAGCUUGCAGUGCAAAGCUAGGCCAAUGUAUAACUAUUAUUUACAAUAAAAUAUCAUUUUCAGUUA